AUGUUCUAUCCAUGCUAUAUUGAUCUUGGAAAAGCAGCCAGGGAGUUAUUCACAAAGGGAUAUAACUUUGGCUCUCUGCGAGUCGAUGCAUGUUCGAGAUCAGGUGAAAACCAGGAGGUUGAGUUUUCUAGUGCUGCUGUACACACUGUUGCUACAGGAAAGCUUGCUGGAAAUUUCGACGUUAAAUAUCGUAUGCCUUCGUAUGGUGUGGUUCUGACAGAGAAAUGGAAUACGGAAAAUUUAUUGGGUACAGUUGUCGAAAUACAGGACCGCUUCGCUCGUGGUUUAAAACUUACAUUAGAUUCAUGGUAUGCUCCACAUAAUGGCAAGCGAUCAGGUCGAGUGAAGGCUGAGUGGGUGAACAGAAAUGUCACGUGUAAUCUUGAUGUUGGUUUGGAUACCGGUCCACAUAUCAGUUUUUCUGGAGUCACUGGUUUGCAUGGGUGGUUGAUGGGAGUACAGAGCGCAUUUGAUGUUUCGAGCAGUCAAGUCAAGAGUCUUAGUUUUGCGUUUGGAAGAGUAGGAACAGAUUAUGUUUUGCAUUCAUAUGUGAACGAUGCACGAGAAUUUGGCGGUUCAUUCUACCACAGUGUUGCUCAUAAUUUGGAAAUUGGUGCUAUGUUUAGCUGGAUGACAGGUGAACCGGGGGCUCGUUUCGGUUUAGCUAUGAAAUACUGUCCUACACAGGAUCUAGAACUGAAAGCCAAAGUCGAUCAUGACUCAAAACUUGCUUUUGCACUUACACAUCACCUCUCAAAAAGGCUAAAGUUGACGCUUUCAUCACAGUUUGGAAUGGCGUCAUUCAGUGAAGGACAUAAAUACGGAAUUGGCUUGAACUUCCACCCGUGUUGUUGA
This is a messenger RNA of Brugia malayi, 855 nucleotides long. RefSeq names its product putative voltage-dependent anion-selective channel, putative (gene Bma-vdac-1). The transcript is spliced from 7 exons. Gene Ontology annotation, molecular function: voltage-gated monoatomic anion channel activity. The record is from RefSeq and is a predicted model, not a curated record. Gene Ontology annotation, cellular component: mitochondrial outer membrane. NCBI's taxonomy places the organism in Eukaryota, Metazoa, Nematoda, Chromadorea, Rhabditida, Onchocercidae. Gene Ontology annotation, biological process: monoatomic anion transmembrane transport. The coding region runs from base 1 to 855 and encodes 284 amino acids.